CCAUAUUGGAAAUUUGGAGUGCCCUCACUUUCGAAAGUCUCCACAAAAACAAGCUAGAUAGUCCCUAAUUUCGAAUAUUUCGCUGCUACAGCGAGUCGUUGUGUAGCACGGGUCCUAAAGUACAGGACACGCAAAAAAUCUAUUUUAAUCUGAAGCGCCAGAAAUACUGCCAACAUGUCAAGUUAUGGCAUAUCGACGACGACGCGGACGACGAUAACGUCGACGCCGUCCGGUAACUACAUGGACAUUAGCGACUCGCUCCCAAACCAACAAAUGGACAGCAAGCAGCAGACGGCUAUGUGGCAGCAAAAUACGUAUCUAGCUGAUUCUGGUAUUCAGUCAGGUGCGACCACACAGGCGCCCUCUAUCAGCAGCCGUGGAGGUCAUGGAGACGAGGAAGACAUGAAUAUGGCGAACAUGAUGGACUGGGGUCAGGAGCAGCAGGGCUACCAGCAAGGAGGGUACACACAGGAGCAAGUUGAUGAAAUGAACCAACAGUUGAAUCAGACGCGUUCGCAGCGAGUGAGAGCGGCCAUGUUCCCCGAGACACUGGAGGAGGGCAUCCAGAUCCCAUCGACCCAGAUGCAUCCGGAUCAACAAACAGCUGUGCAGCGUCUGUCGGAACCAUCCCAGAUGUUGAAGCAUGCCGUGGUCAAUCUGAUCAACUAUCAGGACGAUGCUGAUCUGGCGACCAGGGCUAUACCAGAGCUCACCAAACUCCUCAACGACGAGGACCAAGUCGUGGUCAGCCAAGCCGCCAUGAUGGUGCACCAACUCUCCAAGAAGGAGGCGAGUCGCCACGCGAUCAUGAACUCUCCGCAGAUGGUGGCAGCGUUGGUCCGUGCGAUGAGUAUGACCAAUGACGUCGAGACGACGCGAUGUGCGGCCGGCACUUUGCACAACCUGUCUCAUCAUCGCCAGGGAUUGUUGGCCAUCUUUAAGUCUGGUGGUAUCCCAGCUUUAGUCAAACUACUUAGUUCCCCAGUAGAAUCGGUUCUGUUCUACGCCAUCACAACACUCCACAACCUGCUCUUGCAUCAAGAAGGAUCCAAGAUGGCCGUUCGUCUGGCUGGCGGACUUCAGAAGAUGGUGGCGCUGCUUGCACGAAACAACGUCAAAUUUCUCGCAAUCACAACUGAUUGUCUACAGAUUCUUGCGUAUGGAAACCAGGAGAGCAAAUUGAUCAUUCUUGCCAGUGGUGGCCCCGGGGAGCUUGUCCGUAUCAUGAGGUCUUACACGUAUGAGAAGCUCUUGUGGACAACCUCCAGGGUAUUAAAGGUUCUCUCGGUGUGUUCAAGUAACAAGCCUGCCAUCGUCGAAGCAGGUGGUUUGGUAGCCCUGGGUAUGCACCUUGGACACCAGAGCCAGCGCCUCGUACAAAACUGUCUCUGGACGCUGAGGAAUUUGUCUGAUGCUGCCACGAGGAUGGUCAAUGAAAGCAUUGAGCCACUCCUACAGAUGCUGGUGCAACUUCUCUCAUCAAACGACAUCAAUAUCGUCACUUGCGCUGCCGGGAUCAUGUCCAACUUGACCUGCAACAACCAGCGCAACAAGGUCACCGUCUGUCAGGUGGGCGGCAUCGAGGCGCUCGUUCGUACCAUACUCCAGGCAGGGGACAGGGAAGACAUCACGGAGCCUGCGGUUUGUGCCCUGCGUCAUUUGACCAGCCGUCACCCGGAGGCCGAGAUGGCCCAAAACGCAGUGCGCCUCCACUACGGCCUUCCCGUACUAGUCAAGCUCCUCCACCCGCCAAGUCGCUGGCCGCUGAUCAAGGCCGUUGUGGGAUUGAUCAGGAACUUGGCGCUCUGCCCUGCCAACCAUGCGCCGUUACGAGAGCAUGGCGCCUUACCCCGCAUCGUACAGCUGUUGAUUAGAGCACACCAAGACACACAGAGGCGUUCCUCGUCUGGCUCAAGUGGACCAAACACCAACGGCUAUGUUGAUGGUGUCAGGAUGGAGGAGAUUGUUGAGGGGUGCGUCGGAGCUCUCCAUAUCCUCGCCAGGGAAGGUCACAACCGUGCAGUCAUCCGAGGACUCAACUGCAUUCCACUCUUCGUUCAGUUGUUGUAUUCACCAGUUGAGAAUAUCCAGCGUGUUGCCGCUGGCGUUCUCUGCGAGUUGGCCGCCGAUAAAGAGGGCGCUGAGGUCAUUGAACAGGAAGGUGCAACAGCUCCGUUGACCGAACUACUACAUUCGAGGAAUGAGGGAGUCGCGACGUAUGCCGCAGCCGUACUAUUCCGUAUGUCCGAAGACAAGCCUCAAGACUACCGUAAACGUCUAUCCACAGAACUGACCAGCUCCCUAUUCCGAGCAGACAACAUGAACUGGAGCGACCCUGACGCUGCCCUAGGUGACAUGGGUGGAAUGCUCCCUCCAGAUGAUGCCUACGGUGACCAACUUUAUCAGCCCAAUAUGCAGUCAGGCGGUGACAUGAGACAACAAGGUUACGGUGACCACGGCGUUCCGGUCGACUCGAUGCAGGGCUUAGACAUAUCAUCACACCAGGGAAGCAACUACGGCCACAUGGAACCACUACCUGACCUCGGACCGGGCAUCGACUCCAAUCUCGAACAAAUGCAGACCGGGCAACCAACCGAUCAGAUGGCUGCGUGGUUUGAUACCGAUCUGUGAACGAAAAUACCUGACCCGAUCUGAGGCUGGAGAUCAAAAAUCUGAAUCUACAGUUGAAAUAUAGGCGGCGCUUUUGUAUUGAGAAUGAACGUUGGUGUGUGGACUGCUAGUGGUGAUUUUUUGUAGUCCGGAUAUUUUGAUGCAGUGUUUUACUGUUUUGAGAUACAAGCAUGUAUAGUGUGUGCAGGGCCAGGAUUCUGUAAGUGACCUCUGACCUUUUGGACUAUACGCUGCAAGGUCAGGGUCCAUGCAGUUCAUACGUGGUGUGUUUAUCAUAUUCUCGGUCUAAAACUAGCUGAGCAUUUAGUGAGUUGACCCAAAUUUAUGAAAUACCUCGUUUACGUGUUUAUAGAUCAUUAUUAUCAUCAGCUUGCAGCCACAUCUUCAAAAUGAUCACGUGAAUUCUUUUCCGUUUGUGAAAAAAACUGCCGCCACCGCAAAACGCCAACAAGUCCGGCCAAUCAGGAUUCAAGAUUGUACGCAUAUCAUUAAAAACUAUGUGCUAAGGGCUGCCAGUUGUAAGAUUCAAGAAUGUGUAUGUGAGGCGCCAUCUAUGUUUAUGAAUGGCACUAAGAGGAACUCUUCAUUAGUGUAAAUGGCUAUAUAAUCAUUGUCUUUGUAUAUUUUCUAAUGUUUUAAUUAAUUAACGUCGUAGGGCAGUGGUUCGUGUAAGUCUGACUUUUUGAGCCUGCAAGUAAUAUUUCAAAGGGAAAAUGAACAUCGUUAUACAGACCACAGUUUUGGCAAACAAGGUGUGACACGAGAGAGGUCAACGACGACUCCUUCCUUCGAGAUUCUCCAGGACUGCGGUUAUUUUCAAAAUGUUUGAAAAUAUUUUAAAUGGGAUUUAUCCGAACUUGGGAAAACAUUUUGUAUUGUGACAUUUCUGUUGACAGCUGUGGAUAGUAAGGGUAAAGUGGGUGAGUAUUGAUCAUGGAUGAUAAAAUCGGAUUUUGAAAUUGGGUCCGCGCCAGUCUUGGGGGUUGAAUUAUGUGCCGAAAAUAAUUUCCUUCGAUAGUGAUUUCAAGAGUUCAUAAAAAUUAUAGGUAAUUUGUACUGUUUUGUAAUAUUUUCCAUUUAUGCACUUUUCGUACUGAUAGCCAGCCUUGCCAACAUCGCUUAUGAGAUUUUGUUCCUUGGAAUUGUGGGUGAAAUUUCUGUGAUGUGGUUUGCUUUGAAAUAGCACAAGAGCUAAUCAGAUUUGAUAAGAAAUCAGUUGAAUAAUGUCUGUUGUUUAAACUGGUUAACUGGAGCCAGUUUUCCUAAGCCAGUACUAUGAAGACAUUUUUUUGGACAUGAUGAUGGUUUAUAUAAAUUCUUGAUGUACUUUUCGAAAAAGUUAGGAAAAUAACCCAGUUCUUGAAAAGCCGUAGGUCUAACAAUUCGUGGAAGAAAACUUCUCACAAUGCUAGGACCAGAAAUGCUGUGCAUUAAUUCAAUUCCUGUGUAGAUUUCUUGGUUCAACUUUGAGUGAAUUCGAAACCUCAUCUUUAUUGUAACAUUGUAGCCAAAUCUACAGCACUUGUACCUAAAAAGUGCACAAUUUUGACUAGUGUAAAAACACUUGCAGGCUGUCUCAAAAAAGUGAUCGUUCAUUCUUGGUUCUCAGAAUGUGAGGCAGUUUUUCUGAGGCAGCCUAUGUACAUGUAAAUGCAGUCGCAUUGCACUGUAUUCGUGACGGGCACUCUCCACUACUGGGGUGGGGUACUGUGUGUUGUAGAGUGUCCUCCGUGGAAAACUUUAUUGGCAAAUUUUGAGAUUUUGAAAUUCAAAAUUUUGAGAUUUUCCUGGUUCUCCCAUGUUUACGUUUGGUUUAACAAAACAGUGUUUUAUGCAUAACAUUAACACAUUAUGAUAAAUAUAGUCACGUCUUUUUUAGUUCGGGACAGUAUUGAUCGGAAAAGUAUAGAUUUUAGUGAAAAGUUUGCGAGUAUUAUACAGUUAUAUGAUUCUUAUACAAACAAGACUUGCGUUGUGAGCAUCCAAGGUUCCCUAUCCAGGGGGAUUUGCUCCUUUUGACUUCGUGCCUUUGUGACAAGUUUGACAUCUGCCUGUUUGGCCAUUGAUCAUUGAUUGUUCACAGGAAGUUUCCAUUUCAUUUAGCAAGUCCCAUUAUUUUUCACUCGGGGAACUUCAGCAAAUUUCGUUGGUCAAAAUUCUGAUCACAGUGAUGGUUUCCUCGAAGUCACAACCGUCACUGUUGAAAGUUUUACCUCCAAACAUGGCAAGGUCAUGUCUGAUCCAUGUUCCAUUUUGAUCUGAUUUUUUUGAUUUGAUUCGAAAACUAUACCUAACAUCUUCUAUCGAAUUUGAAUUUCGAAAGUGAAUACGUGAAAACCAACUUAGACUUAGUUUCUCUUGAGGGGUUCCUUGUAUGCUCAGCACAUAAGUUGUGUGUUUUUAUACUAUGUCCAUUUAUUUUGUAACCAGUGAUGUCAUAGAGUCGUCUGCCGUGUUUGUGGUCUCCGUAUAUCUAGCUAUAUGUGUACAUUUUAAUAGACAAACUUGGUAAUAAAUCCAUUUUGAUACAAAA
Molecule: messenger RNA, 5164 nt
Organism: Lineus longissimus
Lineage: Eukaryota; Metazoa; Nemertea; Pilidiophora; Heteronemertea; Lineidae
Product: catenin beta-like
Exons: 15
Coding region: 175-2631 (818 amino acids)
Biological process (GO): canonical Wnt signaling pathway; cell-cell adhesion; positive regulation of transcription by RNA polymerase II
Cellular component (GO): adherens junction; cytoplasm; nucleus
Molecular function (GO): protein phosphatase binding; alpha-catenin binding; nuclear receptor binding
Source: RefSeq, a predicted model, not a curated record